Messenger RNA from Neopsephotus bourkii (Bourke's parrot), 1038 nucleotides. RefSeq names its product Parkinsonism associated deglycase (gene PARK7). The record is from RefSeq and is a predicted model, not a curated record. Gene Ontology annotation, biological process: guanine deglycation, glyoxal removal; protein deglycation, glyoxal removal. The coding region runs from base 177 to 746 and encodes 189 amino acids. Gene Ontology annotation, molecular function: protein deglycase activity. The transcript is spliced from 7 exons. Gene Ontology annotation, cellular component: nucleus; cytosol. Lineage: Eukaryota; Metazoa; Chordata; Aves; Psittaciformes; Psittacidae.
GAAACCCCGGCCUGGCGGGGGUUUCCGGUCCCGUCCCCCCCACAGCGCGACCCCCGGCUCUUCCGGGCAGCGCCCGCAGCCAGCUCAGCGCUGCCGGGCACCGCUCGCCGGUCCCCAUCGGGGCUUCCCGCUCUUCCCUUCACAACCAUCUCACCUAACAACAACUGCUCAAGAUAAUGGCUUCAAAAAGAGCACUGGUGAUUCUAGCAAAAGGGGCAGAGGAAAUGGAAACUGUAAUCCCCACUGAUGUUAUGAGAAGAGCUGGGAUCAAGGUGACUGUUGCAGGCCUCACAGGAAAAGAACCAGUACAGUGCAGUCGAGAUGUCUUCAUUUGCCCUGAUGCCAGUCUUGAAGAUGCCAGAAAAGAGGGACCUUAUGAUGUCGUGGUCCUGCCUGGGGGUAACCUUGGAGCUCAGAACUUGUCAGAGUCUCCUGCUGUGAAGGAAAUUUUGAAGGACCAGGAAAGCAGAAAAGGCCUGAUUGCUGCUAUCUGUGCAGGUCCUACUGCCCUUCUGGCACAUGGCAUAGCGUUUGGGAGUAAAGUCACAACACAUCCUUUGGCCAAAGAUAAGAUGAUGAACGGAGCACAUUACAACUACUCCGAGAGCCGUGUGGAGAAAGAUGGGAACAUCCUCACCAGCCGCGGUCCUGGUACCAGCUUUGAAUUUGGGUUGGCCAUUGUUGAAACACUGAUGGGGAAAGAAGUGGCCGAACAGGUGAAAGCACCCCUAAUACUGAAAGAGUGAAAUCCUAGUGUGGGCCAGGGAGUAGAAUUUCAGAUAGAGAAUCUCAUCCUUUGUGGAAUAAUAGUAAGAUGCACUGUUGUAAAUGCAGUCUAAUUGAGGUGAAAUUAGCAACUGUACUUCCCUAACCUGGGACACCUUAGCAAACCAGUGGUCUAUAUACCUGGAAAAAGAACCCGUUAGCAAAAAGCUUCAUCACAAAAAAGCAGUCAGCACCUAAUAAUCUUAGUUAGCUCUUGGCAUUUAAAUCACAUGGGAAAAUGUUUGAAUAGUAAAUAAAAAUGAAGCAACCGUG